AUGGCAGAAGGAGGACAACAAUCAGCCAUGGAGGGAGCCAGCGUCGCUGCUCCAGAAGCUGCUCCGGCACCACAGGAGGGUGGACAAUCGGUUGCACCACCAGUGGAUGCAGGAGCUGGUGGUGAAGCUCCAGGAGGCGGAGUCUCGCAAAUGGGAGGAGCUGUCGGAGUUGGAGGUGGACAGGAGGAAGCCUCGAUUGCGAUGGUUACAAGUACCUAUACCAAAUAUGCUCAGGAUAUCCAGCAGGCUGCAGAAGGAGUCCGUCAACGUGCUCUCGCUCUCCAACAAGAAGGACCUGCCCAACUUCAACAACUCCAGUCUCAACUCCAACCACAAACACAAGAGUUGAUGAGUGCUCUCCAGGAGACUCAAGCCCCCAUCGGUCUCGCAACAUCUUCUGUCGUCGAGAUUUUCGGAUGGUCUUCCAUCCUUCUCCUUGGUGCCGGAAUUGCUUCUAUCGUCGGAGGAUACGUGCUCUCGCCAAUCUUCGGAAUCUUUAUUGGAAGAGCUGGAGCAGCGAUUCUUGCCACUUUGGUGCUCCCUGGCCUCGCUGCCUACCAAUUGAAUGCGGAGGACGGAUCCACUUCGGCCACUCGUUUCCAACUUCUUCUCCUUGCUCUCACUCAAGGAAUCCUUAUGGGUCACUCGAUCUCAUACACCUAUGUGAGUGGUCAACCACUUUCAUUCAUCACUCCAUUGGUCAUUGCUUUCGCCUAUCCAUUGGUUGCUGGACAAGUUGGAUCCGCCCGUGUUCCAUUGUUGGGAGGAGCUGUUGGAGCAGCAUUCGGGGUUCAACUGAUGGCUGGACUUGUCUCUGGAUCCCUUUCGUUCUCCUACUUCAUGUUGGCUGCCCUCUACAGUGCCGCUUCCGGAGCACUCCUUCAGGUUGCUUUCAAGAAUUUGAGCCCACCGACUAGAGCCCACAUGUACCAAAUCCUUCUCGUCGCCUCGUUCCUAUUCUCGAAGGCUUUGGUCUACGGAUUGUUCGGAUCGGCCGAGCCACCAAAGGCUGCCAAGUGA
Messenger RNA from Caenorhabditis remanei, 1020 nucleotides. RefSeq lists its product as uncharacterized. The transcript is spliced from 3 exons. The record is from RefSeq and is a predicted model, not a curated record. The coding region runs from base 1 to 1020 and encodes 339 amino acids. NCBI's taxonomy places the organism in Eukaryota, Metazoa, Nematoda, Chromadorea, Rhabditida, Rhabditidae.